AUGCAUGUGCCAUACAUAAUACCGUUUCUCUUCAUUUAUACCGUCUCUGGAUUCUGCCCCGGGGCUUCGGAUUGGGACCCGUCGGGUACAAAGUGUUACCAUGUGACCCCGAUGAAGAUGACGUGGCAGCAGGCGAUGGAUUAUUGUAACAACCUCGGCAUGACUGGGGCUUCAAUUCUCCAAGCCGAUGAAAGUCACGCUUUGGUAAGACAGGCACGCAGAAAAAUUGAGGACUCCACAGAAUGGGUCUGGUUGGGAGGAUAUUAUAAUGGUAGUCACGUGGAAUGGAACGACGGUUCAGAAGCUACUGCAUACAGCUUUGGGAAACGUUAUCAAAUGCCUGGCUACCUGGCGAUAAGUCUGAAGGACCAGAGUUGGCAUACCGAUCGUAAGGCGACGUACGCGGCGGCUUGCGUGGGAUAUCGUGAGGAGGACUUUUGCAUCUCCGGCCGUCCCAUUCCACCCUGCGACCCGGAAUGGAUGUAUUCCCCAGAUACCACGGGAUGCUAUAAGCUGAUCGGCACGUUUGAUGGCUUCACCUGGCCCGAGGCGCGGAAUCAAUGCCUCGCUUUAGGAGCCGAGCUAACUUCAAUUCAUUCUGAUGAGGAGAAUCGGAUCGUUACAGAACUUGCCGAUACAUACGUGCAUGGGCGACAGGGCAACUAUUACAAGCUGGACCAAGCUGGAACGUGGAUUGGUGGGAAGCGGAUGGGGCCCGGAAAGAAGGACUUUGCCUGGACCGAUGGUAGCCGAUUCGAAUACGCAAGGUGGGCCAGUGGCCAGCCCGACAAUCACCGAAAUGCGCAGUAUAUUCAGAUCUACACAACCCGUCUGGAGGAAUACAGCAAUGACGACAAGUUAUACCUGAACAAAUGGGACGACAUUUGGACGAGUGCCAAGGGAUAUAAUGCUGUCUGCAAAAAGAAGGCGCGAUAU
Mesorhabditis spiculigera is the source of this 936-nucleotide messenger RNA. NCBI's taxonomy places the organism in Eukaryota, Metazoa, Nematoda, Chromadorea, Rhabditida, Rhabditidae. The record is from the annotation of a GenBank genome assembly.